Ectocarpus sp. CCAP 1310/34 is the source of this 761-nucleotide messenger RNA. NCBI's taxonomy places the organism in Eukaryota, Phaeophyceae, Ectocarpales, Ectocarpaceae. The record is from the annotation of a GenBank genome assembly.
AGACAGCUCUGCAACGACGGUCGACCGAUCCCAUGGACCCCUGACAAGGGCCCGGGGAGGAGCUGGCUUGAGGGCUUCCCCGGACGGCAGAGCGCUUCAGCCUUCGACUCGCCCGCAUCUACGAGUCCAAUAGGGUGACCUCCGCGGAAGAUGAACGUCUGCACCACAAGUUCUACGACUUCUGGGGCUAGUUCCUCGACGAGCAUCAGCUGGUGGCCGACCAUGUCUGGAACACGGACGAGUCAGGUGGCACCGUUCAAGGUACGCAGGGACAGCGGGUCGUGGCGGAACGGGGGCAGUCGGUGGUCGCCCAGAUGCGCUCCACCUCGCGAGGGAACUGCACGAUCAUCACCACCGUCAACGCCGCCGGCGCCGUGUUGGCCCCUACCAUCAUCUUCAAAGGGCAACGCUUCAACGGAGGUUGGGUCGCGGAUCUCAACGGCCCGCCGGGUGCGUUCUACGACUGCACGGAGUCGUCCUUAAUGUUUGGUGAGGUGUUCAUCAAGUACAUCAAGAACUUCCACAAGCAGCUCAGCGACCGCAACUUGCUCGACGGAAAACCCCAUGUGCUCGUGCUGGAUGGGCACGCGUCGCACGUCAGCUUGGACGUCAUAAAGUUGGCCAUCUCCCUCGACAUCCACCUCGUCCAGCUGCCCUCCCACAUGUCCCACAUCACCCAGCCCUUGGUCGUCGCUGGCUUUGNAAACCCCAUGUGCUCGUGCUGGAUGGGCACGCGUCGCACGUCAGCUUGGACGUCAUAA